Molecule: messenger RNA, 882 nt
Organism: Diaporthe amygdali
Lineage: Eukaryota; Fungi; Ascomycota; Sordariomycetes; Diaporthales; Diaporthaceae
Product: glycoside hydrolase family 128 protein
Exons: 1
Coding region: 1-882 (293 amino acids)
Biological process (GO): fungal-type cell wall polysaccharide metabolic process
Cellular component (GO): fungal-type cell wall
Source: RefSeq, a predicted model, not a curated record
AUGCAGUUCUCCGCCAUGAAGCGCCUCCAGGUCCUGGCCGUUCUCUUCCAGGCCGCCCUACUCACAUCAGCCCUCCCCAUCGAGAACCGUGGUGCAGCAAUCCACUCCGGCAAGCGACUUAUCCUCUGGGACUACACCCUGACCCAGGCCUACGCAUCCAACGGCAACAUCCAGGCCUCCGCUGCCUCCCUCAGCUCCUCUCCUGGUGUCGUCGCCGCAGUCAACUGGAACACAUGGAAGCCCGAGGAGCUCCCUUCAGAUGUCCCCUUCCAGCCCAUGAUCCGCACACCCGCACAGCUCUCAGGCGACGACUGGAAGAACCUGCUCUCGGUCGUCCAGGCCGGCGGUUCCAACACCGUUGUGCACUUCUACAACGAGCCUGACCUGAACGGUGUCAAUGCCGCCGACGCUGCCGCCGCGUUCAAGGCCAACGUCCUCCCCCUGCGUGCUCAGUACGGUGUCAAGCUGGUCGGCCCCGCCGUCGCCAGCAACGACGCUGGCUCUGCCUGGCUCUCGCAGUUCUACUCCGCCCUCUCCGCCGACGAGAAGCCCGACUUCCUUGGCGUCCACUUCUACACCGGCGCCGACACGGCCGCCGACACCGAGGUCGAGAAUGCUAAGAAGUACAUCUCCGACAAGCACGGCGAAUAUGGUCUGCCCGUCAUCGUCUCCGAGAUCGGCAGCACCAGCCGCGACUCGACCAGCGUUGACACCUUCACCAAGGGCAUCUCAUCAUGGCUCGACUCCCAGGACUUUGUCGACUCAUACGGCUUCUUCGGCGCCACCACCCAGCCCGUCGACGGCUUCGUCAGCCCCGCUGCUCAGCUGCUCGACACCAGCGGAGCCUGGACGGCGCUGGGCCGCUGGUUUGUCGACGAGUAG